This is a messenger RNA of Penicillium argentinense, 1437 nucleotides long. RefSeq names its product RibD family protein. The record is from RefSeq and is a predicted model, not a curated record. Lineage: Eukaryota; Fungi; Ascomycota; Eurotiomycetes; Eurotiales; Aspergillaceae. The coding region runs from base 1 to 1437 and encodes 478 amino acids. The transcript has a single exon. Gene Ontology annotation, biological process: riboflavin biosynthetic process. Gene Ontology annotation, molecular function: 5-amino-6-(5-phosphoribosylamino)uracil reductase activity.
AUGGACGAUGCACCCCACGCGUUAGACUCGAGUCCGUGGCCGGUAGCGCCCGAGAGCGACUCAACAUCACUACACAAUGCGAACGGAAGGGCAACGGAUAGGAUGGAGCACACAGAGAACGACAUCGAGCCUGUACUGGACAAUACAUCAGAAGACGUGACGAACAAAGACCCUCCACAACCCGGACACCCUACAACUCCCAUGAAUCUGUCGGGCGCGCUGGAGAAGCAAGCUAGGCAAGCCGAGACAAAUGAUUUUAACAAGAACGAUGCAAUCGGCGAGCCAGAAAGCGUGGAGCCGACGGUCUCGGAUGGCCAGUCGAGUCAGAGCAUGUUCAAUAACCCGCCAAAUCUUGCGAGGAUUCGAAGGGUAUUAUUUGAGUGCAGUGAUCCGAUCGAAAUCAGUCUAGAGGAGUUUGAAACAUAUUGGCCGUUCAUUGACAAUUUCUGGGUCAAGCAAAGAUCCAAUUCCAGCAAAGAGGGCCAUUGCACGACAGACUACUAUAUGUGUCGAUUAAGACGUCCGACGCAUCGCACAUCCUUGCCAGAGGGGCAACGUUCCCGAAAGAAACGCUCACGCGAAGGGGGCAUUUGCAACUUUCAGAUAAAAGUUGUACGUUUCGAGGGCGCGUAUUCGACAGUUACCAUUGCAAGAACUCGAGGAAGCAGCACCGUGCACUCGCAUGAUCUUGACUUUAUUGACCGGAUAAAACGCAAUUCGGGGCUCAUGGAAGCGGCACACAAAGAAGCUGUCAAAGGGUAUUUGCCCUCUUCCAUAUAUGCCAAGUUUCACGAGGAGCCUGAGAAGCUUCAAGAAGCAGGUGGUCGCUUCCUGACCGCAACAGAUCUACGCAAUGUUUCCGCCAAAUGGCGCAUACAAAACCCCGAGGUCAAGCUUAUUCCACAUGAAGGUUACGAGUAUCAGAAAGGACGGGGGAUUGUCAAGUCUCAGAGUUCCGAUGUCGGCCAGAGCACUGCGGCGCAACCUAUGCAAUCGAGUUCGGUUCUUACACUGCCCCAGGUGCCUCCUGAUAUGCUUCCCUUUCCCCAAUUUUCGCUGGAUUUUCUGCACCCUUACCUCCCUAGCCACUCCGAUCGGCGCGAGUUUCCGCAUGUCACGCUAUCAUACGCAUCAUCAAUGGAUUCGAAAGUCUCUCUCCGUGCAGGAAUGCAAACAGUAUUGUCGGGACCCGAGGCCAAAUUGAUGACCCAUUAUUUACGGUCGCGUCACGAUGCGAUUCUCAUAGGUGUGGGGACUGUGCUUGCAGAUAACCCUGGUCUCAACUGUCGCCUCGAAGGAUCUGGCGGCUUCGGGGGGCUUGGAAGGAUGUGGCAGCCACGUCCGGUGGUUAUUGACCCCAUGGGACGAUGGCCGCUCCAUCCCGAGUGUCGCAUGUUACGAACGGCAGUAGAGGGCAAAGGGAAGGCCCCUGGAUAG